Molecule: messenger RNA, 1635 nt
Organism: Belonocnema kinseyi
Lineage: Eukaryota; Metazoa; Arthropoda; Insecta; Hymenoptera; Cynipidae
Exons: 2
Coding region: 36-617 (193 amino acids)
Source: RefSeq, a predicted model, not a curated record
UGGACAUAUUUGCUCAAAUUGUACUCUUGGCCUUCAUGGGAUUACUGCAUUUUAGACGAGCAGAUGCACAAUACCCUGGAAACAAAAUAGGUCUAACAAUGAAUGAUGAAUGUUCUUAUAUGGCAGAUAUCCGAGGAACACGCGAAAUACCCUCAUGGAUUCAAGAAACCCGAAUAAACGAAGCACCUCCUCCCGAGCUGCAAUUUUAUAUAUGCUUGAAGACUAUCCUAUUCAGAGGUGUUAUCAACGGGGAACCUAUACGUCGCAAUCAUAAUGAUCUUAAGCAUACUCCAAGGAGCGCUUCGAUACACAUCAAAUCAUUUUUCUUCUUUAGCGAUUUUUUCAUAACUGAUGGCACUUUUGAAGCGUACGCUCCAGAACAUCUCCGAAGCUGGUUUCCAACUUCCUCAGUACCAGCCAGAAAUCACAUAUAUAUAACAGUACCAGGAGGUAAGAAGUAUAGGGCACAUUUAAAGCCACAAUUUUUCACAAAAUCUAAAAAUAGAAUUAGCAAUCUUUGGCCUGCAAUGGUCGAUCGGACGCAUCAAAAUACAUCUCCGCCACAUCCAAAUCAUGGAGAGUUCAGCAAUGCUGUAGCCAGUACAACUAAAGUGUGAAUCUAACGCUAAUUUCAGUAUACGAUAUACCUGCGCACAUCUAUUUAACUUUCCUACAUAUUUUUAAUUAUCCUUCACUAUUGUUCACGAGGGGCGGCGACGAGGGUUUUAGCAAAAAUCCACGUGGACGCAUGUUCUCCUAGAACCGCGGAUUCCCUUAAAGAAUAAAUACAAGUAAAUAAAAAACUUGAACUAAUUUUAGUUUAACUUUAUUGCUUGUAUCCACAAGCUUUUGUUCUUAAGAAAAAUCGAAAUUUAACCGCCGCUUUUGGCUUCCUUGCUUUUGAAGACUAGAACUGAAUAUCCAAACUUUCAUAAUAUAUUGAAUAUGUCCACAUGGACAGAGAAGCCAGGACCCUCUCCUCCCCCGGUCGUUAAAAGUCCCAGUCGGGGCAAAGUGAUACAAAAUUUUCCACAAGGUAGCAUUUGUUUCUGAAAUAAUACAUAACAAAAAGCAUUUUUUCCUUGUUCAUAUAGAUAAGCAUUUGUUUUAGUUCAAGGAGAUUUGUUCCAACUUCUUUUGGAAAAUGAUAUCGCGUAAAUGGCAGCGGAUGAUAUAGCGGCGAUUUCACGUCGUAUGUUGUCUUUUAAUAGAGCUAGAGUUCUUGGCUUGUUGACGUAUACCUUAGACUUCAAAUAUCACCACAAAAAAAAUUUGGUGCCGUUAAAUUGGGUGAUCUGGGUAGCUAGUCAUAAUCGCCAUUUUUCUAUAUGAGUCGUCCUGGGAACAAUGAUUUCAAUAAGUUAAUGGUUUCUCGAGCUGUGUGGAAUGUGGCGCCAUCUUGCUGAAACCAGUAGCCUACCAUAUCAUUUUCACGAAGAAUGGGCAUCACAAAAUUUAUAACGCUCGAUAACGCUCGGCAUUAACGGUUACGGUAGCUCCAUCAUCGUUUUCGAAGAAAUAAGGUCCGAUGAUCAUACCCGCACAAACACCGCACCAAACUGUAACUCUUUGGUCGUAAAACGGCUGUUCUUCAAUUAAUUGAGGAUUUUCGGUGGCAAAAAUCGACAAUUUUGC